UCUUUUACUUACUGAAAAUGACUGCUUUGAGAGCCAUCACAAUGCAGAAGAAAGAAAUUGAGAGGGUUAAGAGCCCGCUCUACAGUACAGGCCCCGUUGAUAGAAAUAUGUUUCAUUGGGAGGCUGUGCUUUUCGGACCAGCAGGAUCGCCUUACGAAAACGGAGUCUUCAAAAUCGGCAUGCACUUUCCUCCAGAAUACCCAUUCAAGCCACCCAAGGUCUUCUUUAGAACCAAAAUCUUUCACCCCAACGUAGGAGAUCGUGGACAUAUCUUCCUUAGGAUGCUGACUAACGACUACUUCUCGCCCAUUUACACCAUCAAUGGAAUUCUCAUUAAACUUCAUGAGAUGCUGACAAACCCAGAAAUAGGUGAGGGGGACUACUAUGAUGAAGACAAAGCGAAGCUGUACAAGGAAGACAAGGCGGGGUUCGAUGAAACUGCUCGGAAACGUACUUUGGAGCACGCUGGGGCUUGA
Molecule: messenger RNA, 476 nt
Organism: Eutrema salsugineum
Lineage: Eukaryota; Viridiplantae; Streptophyta; Magnoliopsida; Brassicales; Brassicaceae
Product: ubiquitin-conjugating enzyme E2 28-like
Exons: 4
Coding region: 18-476 (152 amino acids)
Source: RefSeq, a predicted model, not a curated record